AACAUUUUCAACGUGCUCAAAUCAAACCAAACAACGCGUAUUCGGACUCUCCGAAAUUAUGUUGUUUUUCUGCCCUUCGUGCGGAAACAUACUGAUCAUCGAGGAGGACACUAAUUGCCAUCGCUUCACGUGCAAUACCUGCCCCUAUAUAUCGAGGAUCAGGCGUAAGAUCUCCACCAAGACCUUUCCCCGCUUGAAGGAGGUGGACCACGUUCUGGGCGGCAAGGCGGCUUGGGAGAACGUGGACUCGACGGACGCGGAGUGUCCAACGUGCAGUCACAAGCGGGCGUACUUUAUGCAAAUCCAGACGCGGUCGGCGGAUGAGCCCAUGACCACAUUCUACAAGUGCUGCAACCACGAGUGCAACCACACCUGGCGAGACUAAUGCGCCGCCUUCAGACACAGCUGCUUCGUCU
Molecule: messenger RNA, 416 nt
Organism: Drosophila subpulchrella
Lineage: Eukaryota; Metazoa; Arthropoda; Insecta; Diptera; Drosophilidae
Gene: Polr3K
Product: DNA-directed RNA polymerase III subunit RPC10
Exons: 2
Coding region: 59-385 (108 amino acids)
Biological process (GO): termination of RNA polymerase III transcription; DNA-templated transcription
Cellular component (GO): RNA polymerase III complex
Molecular function (GO): nucleic acid binding; zinc ion binding; DNA-directed RNA polymerase activity
Source: RefSeq, a predicted model, not a curated record